UAGGCCUACGUGUUUUUAACUGGCUCUUAUACAUAAGUUAGGCCCUAUUCUUUGCGUUUGCAGUGCAGUAUUUGAGGUCAUCGCUUGGAACUUUUAUAAUUAAUUCUCGACCAGUCGAUCAACCUAGUUGAGCCAGACUGAUCAAGAGUCACAAGACUUGGACCUAAGUCUGAGACAAGAGGGGAAGAGGACCAGGCCAAGAUCAGACAUUAGACAGUGAAGGUCUUAGCCUGGGAUGAUUGAUGAUCAGUUUCAUUAUCGUCUUUUACCAAUUAGAUCUGAGAGUUGAAUUAUCACAGAGAUGCUGUCCAGUGUCAUCACCACCCAUUCCCCGCAUUCAUCCCCACCCACCAGCCCGACGGGGAUUGGGCCAACUUCCCCUCGUACGGAGGCCCACAUGAGUGCCCAAGCUAAGCGGCAGAAGUAUCUGCGCCGAAUUCUGCAUUUCCGCCAGAUGGAUUUUGAGUUUGCCAUGUGGCAGAUGAUCUAUCUCCUGGUUGCUCCUCAGAAAGUAUAUCGCAAUUUUCAGUACAGAAAACAAACUAAGAACCAGUUUGCAAGGGAUGAUCCAGCUUUCCUUGUCCUUCUGAGUGUCUGCCUUUGUGCAUCUUCAGUUGGAUUUGCCUUUGUGUUAGGUUUGUCUUUUGUGGGAUUCCUCAAGUUUCUUCUGUGGGUGGUGUGUAUUGACUGCAUUAGUGUUGGACUCUGUAUUGCUACAGCCCUGUGGUUCAUAACAAACAGAUAUCUGUUGAUAUCCCAUCGAGGGCAAGAUGUGGAAUGGGGUUAUGCCUUUGAUGUCCAUCUUAAUGCUUUCUUUCCCAUACUCAUUAUUCUUCAUGUGUUCCAGCUUAUUCUUUACAUGCCAAUUAUCAAUAGAGACUCAUUUCUGUCAACUUUCUUUGGCGACACGCUCUGGUUGAUUGCGAUUGGUUACUAUAUCUACAUUACAUUUCUUGGUUACAGUGCAUUACCGUUUCUCAAGAGGACUGUAGUGCUUCUAUACCCACCCUGCGUAACACUAUUCUGCUUGUACGUCCUUUCCGUUAUACUCAAUUGGAACAUCAGUCGGACUGUCAUGCACUUUUACAGAUAUCGAGUCAACUAGAGCCGUGCGAACUACAGAAAAAAGGCACAGACUUUUCUACAUAUAUAUAAUGGCACAAUGGACUCUUUGCUGUGGAACUUGAGAUGGUAUUGGCUGACUAUGCUCUUCUGUAUGAGAUGGUGAAUAAAGAUCAUCAAACUGGCAUCUAUCUCUUUUAUAGCAGUGUGAUACGGCACAUCUUUGUUUGUUGAUGGAAUGGUAUUUGAAAUGCAUAUUUGUUAAAAAACAGCAGUAAUGUAACAUUGUAAAAA
Molecule: messenger RNA, 1356 nt
Organism: Strongylocentrotus purpuratus (purple sea urchin)
Lineage: Eukaryota; Metazoa; Echinodermata; Echinoidea; Camarodonta; Strongylocentrotidae
Gene: unc50
Product: protein unc-50 homolog
Exons: 8
Coding region: 302-1105 (267 amino acids)
Cellular component (GO): Golgi membrane
Source: RefSeq, a predicted model, not a curated record